Messenger RNA from Protopolystoma xenopodis, 483 nucleotides. NCBI's taxonomy places the organism in Eukaryota, Metazoa, Platyhelminthes, Monogenea, Polystomatidea, Polystomatidae. The record is from the annotation of a GenBank genome assembly.
AUGGCACUGUCUGAUGGUGAGUUCUCUCUGUGGGAUGAUCAUCGUUGUGAAAUCGCUUGGAGGGCUGAUGGUCGGUAUUACGCUGUUUCUUCCUUUGAAAUGUCUAAGCAAGAAAACGGCUCUGCAAAGCAUGUGAGGCGACUUAGAACAUUCACGGGAAGUGGAAAUAUUUAUGCUACACUGAAAUCCAGCUUUAAUUUAGAACCCGGAAUAUGCUGGCAUCCAAAAUUGAAUUUAAUAGCCUUAAGUCGACGUAGAUCUGAUCGUGGAUUGGAUAUCGUGUUUUUUGAGCUCAAUUGUCAACUGCAUGGCGAGUUUUCACUCUUUCCUGACCUUACUGGGGAGGUUCCAUAUUAUAUUGAAGUCAUCAAAUUCAACCAGACAGGUGACCUGCUAGCUGUGCUAUCUUUACAUACUACAUAUGCUGGUGCCUGUUCGAGUAAGUUGACUAAAAAUUUUGAAUUCUGGCUACGCGUCAAUUGA